This is a messenger RNA of Parus major (Great Tit), 379 nucleotides long. RefSeq names its product KRAB domain-containing protein 1-like. Gene Ontology annotation, biological process: regulation of DNA-templated transcription. NCBI's taxonomy places the organism in Eukaryota, Metazoa, Chordata, Aves, Passeriformes, Paridae. The annotation marks the transcript as partial. The transcript has 3 exons. The record is from RefSeq and is a predicted model, not a curated record.
GGGCCGCCCCCCGAGGUGACAUUCCAGGAGGUGACAUUCCAGGAGGUGACAUUCCAGGAGGUGACAUUCCAGGAGGUGACAUUCGAGGACGUGGCCGUGUAUUUCUCCCCCGAGGAGUGGGCGCAGCUGGCGCCCUGGCAGCGGGCGCUGCACCGACAGGUCAUGUGCGACAACUACGACCUGGUGGCCAGCCUGAGGGACCCCAACUCCAAGUUCAGCCACGUGAAGGAGGAGUCACACGGGGGGGUUCCCUGCGCUGGGGGGCACAGCGGAGCUCCCGACACCAUUGACACGGCAGGUGCCUGGAGCGGGUGUGACAGCAAGGAUGACACCGGGGGACGCUGGGACCCGCGGGCCGAUGUCCCCCGCUCCUGCCGGC